Condylura cristata (star-nosed mole) is the source of this 2956-nucleotide messenger RNA. It is a transcript of the gene COLQ, whose product is annotated as collagen-like tail subunit (single strand of homotrimer) of asymmetric acetylcholinesterase. Gene Ontology annotation, molecular function: heparin binding. The transcript has 17 exons. Bases 280 to 1668 code for a protein of 462 amino acids. The record is from RefSeq and is a predicted model, not a curated record. Lineage: Eukaryota; Metazoa; Chordata; Mammalia; Eulipotyphla; Talpidae.
GGGAGACUCAGCUCUGCUGGCUCCCAACCGCACCUCGUCCCUUGGGCUGAAGGCUCCAUUCCUCUCCCAGCCGCACUCAGUGCUGCUUCCUGAGAGCCCAGAGCGGAGCUGCUUACCCAGCCCUGCUCCCUGGAGCUCAGCACUGGCCUCCAGAUGGACCCCUGGCAUCUGAGGCAAAAGCAACUCUAAAGCCAGGAUUGGCCGGCUCCCACCCCCCAGUGCCCAGCCAGCCGGCGCUAGGAACCUUGGGGGCGUGACGAAGCUCAGCCUGUCUCCAGCAUGUGUUCCCGGGCCAGUCUGCCUUGGGCCCUGGCCACGAUGACGGGCCCAUCCCUCAGCCUCACUCACCUGCUCUCCAUUUCAGGACUGCUCUGCUACUCAGUUUGCUGCUUGGCCCUGCCCGGCCUGGAUCAGAAGAAGCGGGGCGGCCACAAAGCCUGCUGCCUGCUGGCGCCCCCUCCGCCCCCGCUGUUCCCGCCGCCCUUCUUCAGAGCUAGCCGAAGUCCGCUUCUCUCCCCAGACAUGAAGAAUCUCAUCCUAGAACUCAAGGGCACACAGCCCUCAUGCGUGCAAGGAUCGCUCGGAUCCCCUGGACCUCCUGGCCCUCAGGGUCCACCAGGGCUUCCGGGCAGGACAGGACCAAAGGGAGAAAAGGGGGAGCUUGGCAGACCCGGGAGGAAGGGUAGACCUGGCCCCCCGGGUGUUCCUGGUAUGCCUGGGCCCAUUGGCUCACCCGGCACUGAAGGACCCAGGGGUGAAAAAGGUGACCUGGGUAUCAUGGGCUUGCCAGGAUCUAGAGGACCAAUGGGCUCUAAGGGUUACCCUGGAUCCAGAGGGGAAAAGGGAUCCAGAGGUGAAAGGGGUGACUUGGGGCCCAAAGGAGAAAAGGGCUUCCCUGGAGUUCCUGGGAUGUUGGGGCAGAAAGGUGAAAUGGGUCCAAAAGGUGAGCCUGGGAUAGCAGGUCACCGCGGACCCACAGGAAGACCAGGAAAACGAGGCAAGCAGGGACAGAAGGGAGAUAAUGGAGUUAUGGGCCCACCAGGCAAGCCUGGGCCUUCUGGUCAACCUGGCCGACCUGGUCCUCCAGGUCCCCCAGGCACCCCAUCAGCAGGACAACUUGUCAUGGGACCCAAAGGGGAAAGAGGAUUUCCUGGGCCUCCUGGAAGAUGUCUUUGUGGGAAUCCCUUGAAUGUGAAUAACCCUUCCCAAGGGGAGUCCAUGUAUGGGCCCAGCUCCCCCAGAGUUCCUGUGAUUUUUGUGGUCAACAACCAGGAGGAGCUUGAGAGGCUGAACACUCAAAAUGCCAUUGCCUUCCGCCGAGACCAGAGAUCUCUGUACUUCAAAGACAGCCUCGGCUGGCUCCCCAUCCAGCUGACCCCUUUCUACCCCGUGGACUACACUGUAGAUGGCCGCUUCGGCACCUGUGGGGACGGGGUCCUGCAGCCCGGGGAGGAGUGUGACGACGGGAAUAAUGAUGCUGGUGACGACUGCAUCAGUUGUCACCAGGCCUACUGUGGAGACGGCCACCGGCAAAAGGGCGUGGAGGACUGUGACGGCUCCGACUUUGGCCAGUUGACGUGUGAGACCUAUCUCCCUGGGUCCUAUGGAGACCUGCAGUGCACUCCGUACUGCUACAUCGACUCCACACCCUGCCGCUACUUCACGUGAGGGUUCCUGGAGGAGGUGGCUGCACCCAGUGAGACCGGCAGCAGCUUCUCCACUCUCGUCACACUGACCUCGAGCUGUCCUGGUCCAGUUUCCGCCACCUUCGUGGGACAAGAACAAGGACAGCCUCCUGCUGCUAAGAUGCACUUUGACCUCAGCCUGACCAGAACAACUCAGGACCCUGCCUCCUGUCGCAGGCCCAGCUGGGAAGUGCGCCCGUCACCACCUUCUGUCUGGGGGCACCCUCCGUGGCCCUUCUCUCAGGAGGGGUCCAGCAGGUCAUAGACCUGACUUAGCACCUUAGACACAUACACCCGUGUCUGAGUUUGUUCUCGUCCCAUUUGGGGCGUCUGCACGCCUAUGACCUCCAGAAACUCAGGCGUUCUUGCCCAGGGCACCGGCUGUCACGUCUCUGGAGGCCUGUAAACCAUGAAGACUGGAAGUGGGCCUAUUCUCUCCUGGAGGCUCCCAUCUCUGGACCCCUCUAGGGAGCUGUCAGUGGGUCAGGAGGAGCCCCAACUGUGAAGAGAACUGAGGAUCCCUCUCUCCCCCACCAGCCUCUGCUCUACCCUGAACAGAAGUGGAGGCUCAGCAGGGUGCUCACCCCAAAGACUAGCCGAACAGUGGCCUUCACUUCUCAACCUCUCCCAAAGGGGCAGCUCUUCUCCAACACCACCUUGACCUGAGGGCUCGCUGCACUUUGACCUCUGCCACACGAUGUCCCUCAUGUCCAUUUCUGGCUUAGGAGAUUCGCUGGCAGAGUGUGACCUGGCAUCUAGGCCUGGCCGGCUAUGGGUGGUUCUUCAGUCCUUAGGAAAACCCUGCCCUGUUUUCCCGUCAAGAGCCCCGCUCCUGGGUGGGCGUUCUCGGCUGAGACCUCUGUGCUGAGUGCCAGAGCUGGCCACCUGGGACUGCCUGUGUCUCUGCAUCACAUAGCCUGUCCUCAUAUCUGCGUGCCAGGCCUGACAUUUCCCCAGGAACAUUCACCCUAUUUGUCUGGGUGCUUCCUUCAGCACCUCACCUGAGUGGGUAUAGUAGCUCUGUUCUGGAAAGAGGUCUCCCCUGUGGCGCACCUCAUUUGUUGACAGAUGGACGGACACUCCUGGGCCUUGUACACAGCUGUUAUGUGAACCUCAGUCGUGGGGACUCGUGGGCAGGGGCUUGUGGUCUAAGGCGGUGUUCCCAAGAGGUGAGUGCAUGGGUCAGCCUGACUCCCUCAGCCUUGCGGCCCUGUAAAGCCACCACUUCAGACUGGGGUCUGCAAAUGGGAAAUAAGGAAAUAAAAGCAGUU